CAGGGCGGCGGGGUCGGUACGCGGUGCGCGCUCCGUGUCCCCGUGUGGCGGUGUCCGUGGGCGGCGGUGCCGCGGUCUUCCCGUCGGGAUCUCGGCAUGAGCCGCGCCUGGCAGGCUCUCCGCGCGCUGCGGUUGCGGUUCGUGGGGCCUGCUAAGGAGCUGGUGGGCACCGACCAGUUUGGCAACAAGUAUUACCGGGUGCCCAAGUACGAGAACCGCGCAGGGCAGGUUAUACCGGAAAGAAGAUUUGUAGAAGCGGUAAAUCAUGAAGCAUAUCAGUAUCAAAUUGGUGACUUUCCAGCAGAAUGGGAAGCAUGGAUAAGAAAAAAGAGAGAAGAUCCACCCACAAUUGAGGAGAUUCUUAGGAAUGAAAAUUAUAGAGAAGAAAUGAAGCAGAAGGUCAAGGAUGUAUCUGAAAAGGAUAAGCUGCUUCAGGCCAAGGAGUAUGAGGAAGGACUUGUUGCUGAACCAAGUCAUACUCAGGUUAAAGGCCAUGCAUCUGCCCCUUACUAUGGAAAGAAGGAGCCCUCACAAGACCCCACGAGCACUGCAAGUAUCUUCCAGCCAGGUGCCUGGAUGCCACCGGGCAGUGGUAGUAGUCAAAAUAAAUAAGCAAUUUAAUGGACAGGUACUGUUAAUGGAUUAGUAUUUUAACAGACAACAUACACAGCUGUAACAUACAAUACGUACAAUAAAGUAGUAUUAAAGCAGGUUCAGUUACUUUUGCAAAACUAUUCAAAUAGGCUUGAUCAUGACAAAGUAUUGUGAAGUGCUUGGGUUUAGUGAAAAACAGGGUGUGUUAAUAGGUUUGGUUUUGACAGUUUCUGUUCAUCAGUUAUUCUUGAAUUCAUACUUAAAAGACUAUCUAAAUUUUCUUGAAGUCUAAAUUGCUUUUAUCCUUGAAGGCUAAUUUAGUUUUAAAACUGUUCUUGAUGUCAAAAUUGUUGUCUGUACACUUACAUUUUCCCAAGCCUUGGCCAAGAUGUCUCUUCAGAAUAAAUCCCUUGGCAGUGCCAGCAUGCUUUCCAGUGGUAAGCAGACAGAAAAUUUGAUUUCAUUAACAGGAAUCACUAUGACACUACAGUGAUUACACACUGUACUCAUGGUAGAGAUGUUCUUGUAACUUAAAACAGUCAACAUAUUUGAAUGCUUGAUUUUAAAACAGUCAACAUUGAAUUUGAAUUUUUGAAUGUUUGAUUUGCAGACAGCAAUUUGUAUAGGGUAACAUCAGUUAAAAUACAUAUAACUGCUAUAAUAGAAGCUAGAAUGUUUGAUAAAGCUGCUGGAAAAUUAACACUAGGUCUGGGACAAGGGACUGUCAUAAAUAUUUAGAAAAAAUAUUAGUUUUUAUUCCUUGUGUAUCCAUGGACAUCCAAGAUGAUGAGAUCAUUUUGGCCAUAGUUUAGAUACAUAAAAUGUGCAGGUUAUUUGCUUAGAGAUGAUGUUUGAGAAUUUCAAAUAAAAAUAAAGACCACACAA
Pyrgilauda ruficollis (rufous-necked snowfinch) is the source of this 1479-nucleotide messenger RNA. RefSeq names its product NADH:ubiquinone oxidoreductase complex assembly factor 2 (gene NDUFAF2). The transcript is spliced from 4 exons. Gene Ontology annotation, cellular component: membrane. The record is from RefSeq and is a predicted model, not a curated record. Gene Ontology annotation, biological process: mitochondrial respiratory chain complex I assembly. NCBI's taxonomy places the organism in Eukaryota, Metazoa, Chordata, Aves, Passeriformes, Passeridae. The coding region runs from base 97 to 612 and encodes 171 amino acids.